AACUUUAACAGAGUACUCAAAGUUUUAGUUAUCAGUUUUGAAUUUAAUGAUAAUGAAUUUAGUUAGCUCAGCACAAUGCGAUAUAUUUACAUAAUUCUGCUGCUCAACAUUGGCUGUUUAUCCGAGAGUUAUAUCAUCAGAUCCCGCGAUAAGGUCCACAACAAAAGACAUCUGAAUGUGUAUCCCGAUCUGGUCAGGUUGGAAGAAGGCGGCUCCAAGAAAGAAGGUGGCGAAGGACAUGAAUGCUCCAACACCAACAAGAAUUGCGGCAGCUCGCUGGGCAAAACAGAUCCCAAGGCGAAAGCAUCCAACAUUGCACAGAAAGCAGCGCAGGAAGCAAAGGCUGCAAAUGAUGCACAAAUGGCUGCAGCUGAGGCAGCUGCCGCACAAGUAAAAUCUGAGCUGGCAGAUCGAGCGUUGCAAUCGGCACGAGCUGCAGAGGCAGCUUUGGCUGGCAAACAGCAGAUCAUGGAGCAACUGGAGACGGAGCAUCGCGAGGCCGAAGCUGUUGUCCAAGAUGUGACAAACUCGCUGCAGAAUACACAAACAAAUGCAGCUGCUGCUGGAGAUGCUGCAGCCGAGGCGAAAACACAGCUCGAGAAACUAAAGCAAUUGGUUCAAGCAGCCAUGACAAAUCUGAGCAACAUUGAGAAUGUCUCGACAGGAGCUCAGCAGGAGUUGGCCGAGAAGACGCAGCUUCUGGAGGCGGCCAAGAAUCGAGUGGAGAACUUGGGGCAUCAGCUGCAAGCUGCCAAGCAGGACUUUGAGAAGACCAAGAAGGCGGCCUACAAAGCUGCCUGCGCAGCUGUCGAGGCUAAGCAGAAGGCUCAAAGGACUCGCCGCAUGGCGCACAGAAGAGUGCAUUAAUUGUGUGGAUUAUUAAUUGAGUUACGAUUAUAUUUUAUAGAUA
Molecule: messenger RNA, 910 nt
Organism: Drosophila albomicans
Lineage: Eukaryota; Metazoa; Arthropoda; Insecta; Diptera; Drosophilidae
Exons: 2
Coding region: 76-867 (263 amino acids)
Source: RefSeq, a predicted model, not a curated record